Molecule: messenger RNA, 840 nt
Organism: Bacillus rossius redtenbacheri
Lineage: Eukaryota; Metazoa; Arthropoda; Insecta; Phasmatodea; Bacillidae
Product: COMM domain-containing protein 3-like
Exons: 3
Coding region: 157-738 (193 amino acids)
Biological process (GO): sodium ion transport
Source: RefSeq, a predicted model, not a curated record
UUACUCGUAUAUAGACGGCGCACCCGUUACUCAGUAACGAAUACAUACGGUUUGCUACAGCUCUAAUAUAAUCUUUGUGUUAGAUUGAGCUCCGAGAGUCGUACAAAAAAAGGAUAAUUGUCUUGACUGCAACAUACAUUUUGAAUUUACAGUAGUAUGGAAUUUUCUCCACAAAUAAAAUGUGGAUUGGAACAAUUUGGUAACCCUAAUGUAUUUUCAGAGCCUUGUUUUCACACACUGUUGGAUUCAGUGACGUUUACUUUAACCGGGAAUAAAUCUACAAAUGUGUCGCAGCUAUGCAGACAAAAAGGUGACUCGGUGAAGGAAGCAUACGCAUCUGUUCUCUCUCUUCUGGUGGAGUCCGGCAGACACAAUGUGUCACCGAGUGAACUCUCAGCACAGUUAACACAAAACUUCAACUACACGGGCACCCGCAGUGCCAAGAUAGUUGAUUUGUACAAAGAAAUUAAGCCCAAAUUGCAAGUUGAACUCAGUCAUGUUGGUUUACACCCUCCACACAUAGUGGAUGCAACAUGGAGGCUUGAUUUUUGUAUCAAGACAAGCAGUCUGGAGCAAGCGGGAACAUGGUUAUACUUGAUACAGUUCCACACAGACACUUCUGACCCUAAAGAACCGCACAAGACGAUACGAUUUGUGUGCACUUUGCAAGAACUACAUGAUCUGGUUGCAAAACUUAAAAGUGCAGUUAAACAUGUUGAAAAGAUAGGCAAGAAGUAGAAUUACCAACGAAACCGAAAGAACUACAUUGAUCCAGAUUCACAGAGAUUACAAUUUUUGUAAUUUUUUUAUUUGCAUUAAACAAAUUUGUCAAAGUCACAA